CGCCAGCACUAGGGGGCGGGCGAGCUCUCCCCGCCUGUGUCUGCAGCUGCGGGGCCGGCAGGGCUGCUCGGUUCCCUGCUUCCCUAUCGCCCUUUGGGCUCUCGCCGAGCCGGGUCGAGUCCGCAGGCGCAGCCGCCGAGCGAGGAGGGCCGGGCAGGCAGCCGGAGCGGAGGCGCAGUGCAGGUGGUUUGUUUAGUGCAGUAGUGCUGUUGACUGACUGACAAGACUAAACAUGAGGGUAGCAGGUGCUGUAAAGUUGGUGGUAGCUGUCUCAAUAUUUCUACUGACAUUUUAUGUCAUAUCUCAAGUAUUUGAAAUAAAAAUGGAUACAAACUUAGGAAGCCUGUUUGCUAGAUCAGCAUUGGAGAUAGCUGCACACCCUACAAAACCACCCAGAUACAAAUGUGGGAUUUCAAAAGCUUGUCCUGAAAAGCACUUUGCCUUCAAAAUGGCAAGUGGAGCAGCCAACGUAGUUGGACCAAAAAUUUGUGUAGAAGAUAAUGUUUUAAUGAGUGGUGUAAAGAAUAAUGUUGGCAGAGGAAUAAAUAUAGCUUUGAUAAAUGGCAAAACAGGAGAAGCAUUGGACACCAAGUUCUUCGACAUGUGGGGAGGAGAUGUGGCACCAUUUAUUGACUUCCUAAAGUCCAUUCAAGAUGGAACUGUAGUGUUAAUGGGAACCUAUGAUGAUGGUGCAACCAAGCUUAAUGAGGAGGCACGGAAACUGAUUGCUGAACUGGGAAGCACGUCUAUUACGAACCUUGGUUUUAGAGACAACUGGGUCUUUUGUGGUGGAAAAGGAAUUAAGACUAAAAGUCCAUUUGAACAGCAUAUAAAGAACAACAAGGAUACAAACAAAUAUGAGGGCUGGCCAGAAGUUGUUGAGAUGGAAGGCUGUAUCCCUCAGAAGCAAGAUUAAAACACAGAUUCCAAACAAAGAAUGUGAGAGAAAAUGCACUUUCUGCUAUUAUAAGGGAGAGGGCUAUGAAGAAGAUACUGUGUAAUGUAAAUAUUUUUAAAGCAUGCAUCCAUCUUGUCGGUGUGCGCAUGAGCAUUGACAGUUUGAAUAUCAGAAUUAUUUAUUGCUAACGUAUCUAGAAAUUGUUUUGUAAAUAGACCCAAAAUAAAAAAGACAGUGAACCAUUUCUAAACAGCGUUCCUCAAAGUGCACCAUUUAGUUUGCCUAUGGUAAAUAAUGAUGUUAGAUCUACUGACGAAGAAAUUAAGUACCCAGUAAAGGAAUGAACUCAUACUGAAGGAUAUUGUACUGUCCUCUAACAAAAUAUAAAUGUUGCUGUGAGUCCUUAACCUUUGUGGAAUAUGUAGAUUUUAGUGAGAAAUUAAAGAGCUUUAAUUUUUUUAGCCUCUGCCUUUUGAUGGCAGCAUCACUUUUUAUUAAAGAUCUAUUUGGUUAGUCUAGUACAAAUGCUUUAGAAUUUUGUUUUGCAGCCCCCCAAAAACCUAAUAAUCAACAAAAUCAGCAUACUUUAUACAAAAGUGUAGAUCAGCCAUGAGAAGCACAAUUACAUUUUUUAUUUAAAAAAAGUAAAUUAUAUAAAUACUUGUACAUGAUAUUUAAAAAAAAAGCUUGAAGAGAUUUGUAUUUAACAUGGAAAUAGUGUUUACUUUGUAGAAGAUACUUGGCUUAAUAACAGUUCUAUGACUUAAUUGUUUUGUUUUUAUUACAAACAAAUAGGCAGGUCUGCCUAUGGCUGUUAAGCAAUAGUUAACUAGCUGAAUGAUAGAGCUGUAUGAUGGAAUGCCGUUCUGUUUUAAUUCUAGUCCUAGGAGCAAGAUUUCCCAGUGAGGAAAGCAUGUUAGAAAAUGGGCUGUAUCCUCAUAGGAAUUUAGUAUAUGUAAUUAUUCACAAUUUCACUACUACCUGUACUAGUUCUAAUGUGAAUCAAGAUACUCAGUCAGUACUUAGGAUGGGAUGUUACAGAGAGCACCACAUUUUAAGAUAUGUAUCAAUUGGUAUUGAAAAAUUAGCUAACACUGUUAUCUUCAUCCCUUUCAGCAAUGGAUUUUAAAAAACUGGACCAAGUUAAAGUGGCCUUAAACCAUAAUUCAUGUAAGAGUAAAUGGAAAACCGAACAUUUUCUGUAGAAAUUAUUUUUUUAAAUCACUUAUUUUUUAGUAGGGCAGGCUUAGAACUUUUUUCUGAAUACAAAGUGAGUACAGUGAAACUGACUAUCCAGGCAUUUACUGUACAGGAACUAGAGCAGAAUUCUAUUUAAUCUCUUGGAGUUCUAUUUACACUGUAUGUUCUAGUAUAAAUGGUCAACAUCUUUGAGCAGUACCAUAAAAAAAAAAGUCAGGAACUGCAAUAUGAAUCACAAAGAGUGCUAUUCAGAAUGCUAUAUAAUCAGUAUCUUCUGAGACCAACUUAAAACAUAAUGCACUAAAAUCUUUAAAGCAAUAUAGGGAAUGAUUACUUUGUUCAGAAUAAUAUCCACCUCUAAUACAGGAAUGAGUAAGACUGGAAUUUGAAUUUUUUUCUCUGUCUAACUAGCCUGCUAUGUAAUGUUUUUCCCUCAACUUUAAUGUAGAACAGCAAUAAAUGCACCUUAUACAGUGAAACCAUUUGUAAAAUAUCAUGCAAAUUUUUAGUUCUUAUUUGAGAGAGAUUACAUCAUACGUGUCAAUACCAUGUAUAUUUUUUUCAUCAAAUAAAGUAAAAAUCCCCUCAAUUCUAUAAA
This is a messenger RNA of Mauremys reevesii (Reeves's turtle), 2696 nucleotides long. It is a transcript of the gene FAM3C, whose product is annotated as FAM3 metabolism regulating signaling molecule C. The record is from RefSeq and is a predicted model, not a curated record. Lineage: Eukaryota; Metazoa; Chordata; Testudines; Geoemydidae. The coding region runs from base 233 to 916 and encodes 227 amino acids. The transcript is spliced from 10 exons.